CGCUUCUGUUCGGUGCUAUCUAUCUAUCUAUCUAUCUCCUCCUCUCUUGGAUUCUCUCAGAUUCCAUGGAAGCUCCCAAAAGCUGAUUCGUGCAAUCAAUUCGUUCCUUCCAUCUCUCAGAUUCCGAUCCGUGCUUCUACAUUGGACCUGCCUGAUGGUAUGCAGCAGUCUCGUAAGGAGUCUCAUUGUUCAGGCUGGUCGUACUCGUAUUGGGGUGUUUGCUCAAGGAAGACAUCAGCUUAACCUUACUAAUAAGACGUUGAGUGUUGGUUUCGGGUUUAGAACCACUGCAGCAAAGAUGAUGAUGGUUGAUUCUUCUACCGGAGAGAAACGAGUUGAGAUGUUUGAUAUCCCGAAGGAGAAAGUUGAUGACGGCGGGUACAUUGGUGGUGGCUGGAAAAAUGAUGAUGGAAGCAUGAGCUGUGGGUACUGUAGUUUCAGAGGGAAAAGGUCUACCAUGGAAGACUUCUACGAUGUCAAAGCCUUUAAGAUGGAAGGCCAAACAGUUUGCAUGUUUGGAAUAUUUGAUGGUCAUGGUGGUUCACGUGCUGCUGAGUACCUGAAGAAACACCUCUUUAGCAAUCUUAUGACUCAUCCACAAUUUCUGACAGACACCAAGCUGGCACUAAGUGAGACAUACAAACAAACUGAUGUAGCAUUCCUUGAGUCGGAAAAGGAUACUUACAGAGAUGAUGGCUCCACAGCAUCUGCUGCUGUCUUGGUGGGGAACCAUUUAUAUGUUGCAAAUGUUGGAGACUCACGAACGAUAGUUUCUAAAGCUGGGAAAGCGAUCGCACUAUCAGAUGACCAUAAGCCAAACAGAAGCGAUGAAAGAAAGCGAAUUGAAAGCGCUGGUGGUGUUAUCAUGUGGGCAGGAACAUGGAGGGUAGGUGGAGUCCUGGCAAUGUCCCGGGCCUUUGGAAACAGAAUGCUGAAGCAAUUCGUUAUUGCUGAACCCGAGAUUCAAGAUCUAGAGAUUGAUCACGAGGCCGAGUUUCUUGUUCUCGCAAGCGACGGUUUAUGGGAUGUGGUACCAAAUGAGGAUGCGGUAUCCCUUACUCAGAGUGAGGAGGAGCCUGUGACAGCUGCCCGCAAGUUAACCGACACUGCCUUCGCUCGUGGCAGCGCAGACAACAUCACUUGCAUUGUUGUUAAAUUCCGUCAUGAUAAGACCGAAUCCCAACCAAACCCCGAGGCUGAAGCAGAACCUGAACCCCCCGAAGAUGAAAUCCAAACCGAAUCAUCAAACCCCAGUGAUGAAAUGGAAACCGAAUCAAUCCCCAAAGCUGAAGCGGAACCGGUUCCUGAGGCUAUACCGGAACCAAAACAGGAAACCGAACCAAAGACCAAGGGUGAGAAAGCUGGUGAGUAAUGGUCAGCCAGGGAAGAAAAAAAGAUGCUGUUGGGGUCGAAACUGAGGCAUGUGCAGAGAGACAGAUAAAUAUUAAAAUUGAUUUAGUAGUUUGUGUGCUUUGUGGCUACCUGUAACGUGUGAGGAUUUUAAUUAUUUUGGUUUUGUGUUGCAUAUUGCACAUGCCUGUCUGCCUUAAGGACGGCUACGCCUUGACCUGUCCUCGGAUUUUUGUCUAUUCAUUUUGGUCUAUUCUGUUUGGUUGUGCUUUCUCACACCAAAAAAAAAAGAACACACCGUUUGUUCUGU
Molecule: messenger RNA, 1660 nt
Organism: Brassica oleracea var. oleracea
Lineage: Eukaryota; Viridiplantae; Streptophyta; Magnoliopsida; Brassicales; Brassicaceae
Product: probable protein phosphatase 2C 76
Exons: 9
Coding region: 155-1372 (405 amino acids)
Biological process (GO): protein dephosphorylation
Cellular component (GO): cytosol; nucleus
Molecular function (GO): cation binding; protein serine/threonine phosphatase activity
Source: RefSeq, a predicted model, not a curated record